AUGGCCGAGUUUGCUGCGUUCCACUACUUGAUGCACAAAAAGGCGGAUGGCGGGCCGCCCGCGAUGAGCAUGGACGACUUUAGCCGGCAGUUUGGCGGCGCCAAGCCCAAGGCACCGCCGACCUUCAGCGAACUCUACUCGCCCCGCGAGCGCCGCCAGCUGCACGUGUCCGAGAAGCUCUUUUGGCGCUCCAACGAGCGCAUCGAGUUUCGGCUCUUGGAGCUCCGCGCGCAGCAGCUCUUGCUCGUCUUGUCCGUCAACGUCACCACGAACGAGGAGUACCGCCCGAUAUGCAUCCAUGCGCCGCUGUUGUACCAAGUGCUCGAAAACAAAAAGCAAGGAAAACCAUUCUCCACUGUCGUCGAGAAGCGGGUCCUGGGCGAUGGCGAACUCCGCGCCGCAGUCCAAGAAUUUGUGCUCUCGCGGGUCAAACUCAUGGACAAGCCACCCCCCGACGCUGUCGCGGUCGCCGAGCGACAGUGCUUUCUCGACAAGUCUUUUGGCGACGAGUACGAUACGCUGCUCGCAACGCCGCCUCGUUCGGACGCCGAGGUUGUCGCGCUCCUUGAUGGACUUGAGCGCAAGGGGAAGCCUGUCUGGUUGCCAUCGCCAACUGCAGUCGACAUUGUCAUCAAGCCCCCCGUUGUCGUCGUCACCGAGCCAGUAGUUGUCGGCAACACCGACAUCACCGCACCAAUAAUAAUGACCGAGACGAGUCCGUCCAAGGUUGCCGUCGGGGGGUCCGGCAUCUCGGCGGUGCGAGGCUUGAAGAAGCAGAGCCCGCCCAAACCGGCGUCACUGAAAAAACCCGAAACGGCCCCCAGCGCCAUGGCCAUGACCGAGACCCCCGUGCAGCCCUUUGCGCCUGGGAUCGAGCAGCAAAAGGUCCACGACUUUAGCUUGCUCCUCGUUCAAGAAUUUUGCAAGCACCACCAGCUCACACGAACUGUCCACGCGCUCCAGUCGGACCUCGAGCACAUGGCCUUACCGCAACCGAGUACGGAGGUCUGGAUGGAAAUGCACGAGCGAUGUCGCCCAGCGUUGAAUCGCCUCAAGACCCACGAGCAGAGUACGAUCGAGUGUUUUGUGGACUUUGUGCUGCAUUUGAACGAAAUGUACGAAUCCCGCGCGGCCAAUCAACCCAUGAGUGUUCUCAUUUCCCCAUCGCCCAUGAAGAAAAGCAAGAAAUUUUCGUUCAAGGACGCCUUUCACUCGACCCAAAGCCCCGUGCGACGUCCGAGCCAGAAGAACAAAGACCCGUCCGAGACCGAGGUGCCUCUGCCACUCCCACCGCAAGAACCCGAGAACCAUCCGGAGCUACCCCCGAAAAAACUCACCAAGUCGAAAUCGUCGAUCUUGGACCGCUACAGUAGCUUGCCCAAACUGCAGCUGCAAAUCGACAUGUCCGACACCAAGCAGCGUGCCGUGACGCAGAAAGCAGUCGAGCGCAGCCUGCGCGACAUCUACUCCGAGAAUCGGUUCAAAGGGAUCCAAGACAAGGCGAUUGCGCUGGCGAUUCCCGCGGCGCUCUCCAAGCCGCCCCCCGAGACAGACGUCUACACCAAAGAGCUGGAAAAAGAGCGGUAUGGCACCAACAAGCGCCGCGAGUGUGCACUGUGCCACGUCCCGUUCCUUAUGAUCAACUUGCCGGCGAAAGUGAGCUUUCGCUGUAUCAUGGAGCUCUACAAACAGUGGGCCUUCGCCCCCCCCGAUCAAGAAAACGCCAAGUACCGCCCCCCAAAGUGCUAUGACGAGGUGCCCAUUUGUCGCUUCUGCGACCAGCUCGUCCAACAAGUUACGUGGGAUAUGACCUUUGAGGAGCCCAAGAAGGUGGCGCCACCGACACUGCCGCCCACAGCGUCCAACUUGGGCCUCAAGUACUCGCCGGAUCCCUACGGUCUCCCACCACUGGGCUCUGACGACUGCAUGUCGACCAGCCGGUCAUGGGUCGACUCAGACGGCGGCGGUGACGACGAGAGGCACAUGUGGGCGCCAUCAACGACCGACGCCCCACCGCUCUCGGCGUCAUCAGCGUCGAAGGCGCUCGUGUACAAAGACGCAGGGUUGUUGAACGAGAAGAGCAUGUCCCAAGGCGAGUGGGCCGUGAUCGACCCAAGCCGUAGCUCUGUGCGGGAGCUCCUUCAGAAAACAAUCAAGCGCCAGCUCAAAUAG
Messenger RNA from Saprolegnia diclina VS20, 2172 nucleotides. RefSeq lists its product as hypothetical. Bases 1 to 2172 code for a protein of 723 amino acids. The record is from RefSeq and is a predicted model, not a curated record. The transcript has 10 exons. Lineage: Eukaryota; Oomycota; Saprolegniomycetes; Saprolegniales; Saprolegniaceae.